Messenger RNA from Drosophila arizonae, 270 nucleotides. RefSeq lists its product as uncharacterized. NCBI's taxonomy places the organism in Eukaryota, Metazoa, Arthropoda, Insecta, Diptera, Drosophilidae. The record is from RefSeq and is a predicted model, not a curated record.
ACAUAUACAUAUACAUACACAUACACACACACACAAACAAAAACAUACCAAAAAUGUCUGCUGCAAAUAAAGUGAAUUACUUGGUCGGCGCUACGUCGCGUUACAUUGCCGGACGCCACGCCGUGCAGACGGUCUACUGGCGCACCUCCUCCGGACCCGAUUCCCGCAUGCUGAAGACGAAGAAGACCUGCGAGUUCGAUCGCAGCUCCAAGGCGCCGCAGAGCGUGCGAAUGCAGCGAUACAAUCGCAGCUUCAUCAACAAGGAGUAGC